This is a messenger RNA of Daucus carota subsp. sativus, 862 nucleotides long. RefSeq lists its product as uncharacterized. Lineage: Eukaryota; Viridiplantae; Streptophyta; Magnoliopsida; Apiales; Apiaceae. The transcript is spliced from 3 exons. The coding region runs from base 158 to 718 and encodes 186 amino acids. The record is from RefSeq and is a predicted model, not a curated record.
UUCAGCCCGCAUCAUCUGGUGAAGGACACAGCAACGAUAUCAACCAUCCUCCACUUUCGCGCUGUGCAGCCCUAUUUGAAGGACGGUGUAUACCUAAUCUACCCAGCAAUUUGAAGGUCGGCGAAUACUGUGCAGAACAAGGCGAAGUUGGGCGACAAUGACCUCUGAUCGAAGGAGAAGCAGCAGACUAAUUGCUAGCCCAUGGUUAUACAAUUGGACGAAGAAGAAGCCCGAAUACGUAACUAUUGAUGAUGAUGGCUCUAGUGGAAAGUAUCCUGGAAUUGUUUCGGGGGGAUCUUUACUUAGGAAAAAGGUAAGCGGUAGCGUGGUUGGCAAGGGGCCAGGUGAGGUGACCACACCGUUGCCAAGAUUGGACAUCCGCAGGGAAAGGAUGGAAGCAGAUGAAAUGCGUCGGAGUGCUGCGGACGAAGAGGAUGACGAGUUUAUGACUCCAGAAGAGCGCUUUGGCAGCUCAGGUAAGAAGACUGCAGGACUAGAUGUUGGAAAGGACGGAUGCUCCAGGUUGUCCGCGAAAUCGCGGGUUUCCACGGCUUCUAUUGUAAAACGUUUGCGAAUCAAGACUCUGCAGAACAGUAGCGAUGGGCGGGAUGUCUCUGGACUUUCUAAGCCUGAAAUGCCGAGAGUAGGAUCCUCCUCCUCUAAAAUGCCUGAGGUAUUGUCAGUAACAGAGAGAGUCAAGAGUUUUGUGUGUGUUUAGUGUCAUUGAUGUGCAUUUUAUUGUUAAAAAAACUGUGAUUAUAUGCUGCACUCUAGUUAGUCGGCAUGAUAAUGUACUGCAGUAGUAUCUGAGUUAAAAACACACGGGCAUCUAACCUGUUAUUCUUGUGCUUAGAGACAAGCC